Messenger RNA from Brachypodium distachyon (stiff brome), 745 nucleotides. Its product is annotated as thionin BTH7-like. The record is from RefSeq and is a predicted model, not a curated record. Bases 89 to 496 code for a protein of 135 amino acids. The transcript has 3 exons. NCBI's taxonomy places the organism in Eukaryota, Viridiplantae, Streptophyta, Magnoliopsida, Poales, Poaceae. Gene Ontology annotation, biological process: defense response.
CGAGUCUCAGGCAAUCCAUCAAUCCAAGCUAGCCAUCAAAACCAGCCAGCCAUCGAAACAAGUAGACAUAAAAACCAGCCGGCCAGCCAUGGCAAGCAACAAUGGUCUUAAGAGCGUGAUCAUUUGUAUCCUCAUACUGGGGCUAGUUCUGGAGCAGGUCCAAGUAGAGGGAAAGAGUUGCUGCAAAAACACGUCGUCAAGACUCUGCUACAACGCCUGCCGUAAAGCUGGGGGUAGCCAAGGAGCCUGUGCAAGCACUUGUGGAUGUAUACACAUCGAUGGCAAAAGAUGUCCAGCUGACUAUCCUUCUAUGCAUCUUCUCCCAGACUCCCGUGAAUCAGAUGCCAUUAAGUACUGCAACAUCGGAUGUAGCUCUACCGUGUGUGACAACAUGAACCAUGUUUUUCGCGGCGAAGAGAACGUGGAACUCUGCUUCGAUGCAUGUGUGAGUCUUUGUAACGGGACUGAGGCUGCCGUUGCAUCGGUUGCAGCCUAAUCAUGCAUGUGCAUGCAAGAUGUCCAAGGCCGAGAUCAUGUUGCUAAUUCAUGUUCAAUAAACUUGGAUCCUAUCAAUCGUAUCCAAGCAAGUGUGUCGUGUUAUUUCUGGAAACGAGUUUCUCUUUCCUCAUUCCAAUAAGAAUCUCAACGAGAAUAUAUUUGUACCACUCUUUGUACCCUUGGCCUAUUAAUAUGAAUAGCACAACUAUGUAAUUUCUGUUACAUUAAAUUCAGUUUUUAUUUUUCA